CUCCCUUCGCUUUCGGACCCUCAGAUUUCGUUGCCCCCACUAAAAACCACUUUCCCCAACCCCCACCCUAAAACCGCUAUUAAACCCCUCAAAAACCGCCAUUUAACAUCCCCAAACCGCCGUCCGAAACCGUCAUCCCUACCGUUAAAUCCCACCUUUCCUUAACCCCCGCCGUUACAGCGAAAAAAUCGCCGAUUUCGACCUCAGAAUCUUUUUCCCGCCCUAUAAGUCCGCUCGUUUACCCUCUCCAGAAACCGACGCCCCCGAGCUCGACCCCAGACCUGGUCCGAAAACCGCUCCUCUUUUCCCUCAAAACCGCUUUCCUUUUUCGAACUCGGUCACCAGCAACUGAAAGCUCUGAGCUUCCGAAAACCUUCUUUCCAUCUGAGAAACCGCUCUUCUUCCGAUCGCGGGGAUCUGUAAAUGGAAAGAGCAGAACUGUUGAUUUCAGCUGCAGAUUUACUAAAAUGUUUUUAGUUUUUAUUUCGGCGUGAUCGUUUCGGAGUGUGUGUGAGAGAGAGAGGGGGGAGAAAAGCAGAGAAGGGAAGAGAUGGUGGUUUUGCUGAUCAAAGAGGUGCUCCGGAGCCUCUGCUGUGACAACGGAUGGUCGUAUGCUGUCUCGUGGCGGGCCAAAUGCCGGGAUUCCAUGUUGUUGAUGCCGGAAGAUGCUUAUUGCGAAGACCAGGUGGAAGUGGUGAUCGAGAAGAUGCUUCAUCAGGUCCACAUGGUGGGAGAGGGAAUGAUUGGACAAGUUGCUAUUACUGGGAGGCAUCAGUGGAUUUUUUCAGAUAAUUACUGUGGAGAAUUGAAUCCAAUAGGCCCCUUUGACAGUCAAGCUCUGCUCCAGGAUACUGCUGAGUGGCGUCGACAAUUUUCGGCUGGAAUUAAGACAAUCGCAAUCAUUUCUGUGUCAUCGCAAAGUGUGGUUCAGUUUGGUUCCACUCAGAAGAUUCUUGAGAGGAUGGAGUUUGUGGAUCUUGUUAGAAGUUUGUUUCGGCAGCUGCAAAGUGUUUCUGGGCCUUAUCUGUCUGGAAAUUCUCAGAAAGCUUUUAAGAGUGAAUCUUACAAUCCACCACCUCCAGGGGCUUCUGUUUCUGUUCUUUCAUCCAGCAAUUCCUACUCUGAUUAUGCAAACAUCAAAUCCUCUCAUGACAACAGCCAUGAAGAAUUCAUGGCCAAGGCCCAAUGUUCAACAAUUCUAACUCAACCUUGCAAUCCUUCCACUACUGGGUUGCACAAAGGCAGCCCACAGCCUCAUGUAUUAUCAGAACCACUGAUCCCUGGUUCAACAUAUCCAACCAAAGAUUCCAGCAAUUUACUUCAGAAGACAACCACCUUAAUGAGUGACUCCUCAUUUCCCCCCACAAGCCGACACCAAACAGCUGGUGCAGAAGCACAAGUCAUAUUAUCAAUGCCUAAUAUGCAGCUACCACAAGUCUUACUACAACCUAAUUCCUGUUCUUCUAGCAGAUCAGUCCUCAGCAAUCCCAGCACUAGUGCAUGGAGUGGUGAACUUUCUGGUUUGACUUCAAUGGAGCUGCAGCUGCUGUCGGGUAUGGGGAUUCAAGGGUCUCCAAAUAUCUUUCCCCUGAAUUCAGAUGCUAGUGUUUCUUGCGGGAACGCAUUUCCUAGUUUUCAUGGGGACCCAAUCAUAACUCCAUUAUAUAGCACAAAUGGAUCACUUGAUACAGUAUCCAGAACUGGAUAUGGAGCGGGGAAAUUGGCAGGUAGCCACCUUGCUUCUUCAUUUCCUGCUCAUGGAGGGGAGCUAUCUAGUGACAAAUUGGAUUCUAGAGGGGCUCCUUUUGUUCAGCAACUCCUGAGGGGAUCGGCUAGCACCCAGGCACUCCUAGAAGAGUUUAAACCAGCCAAUGCUACAUUGGCCCUUUCUAAUCUGAACCGGGCAAACAAUCCAAAUCACUGGACUUCUCCACCACUAGAUCAUGUGAAUAACAGCUUGACCACACCACUGACUGAUGAUCUGUUACGAGCUCUAGGUGUUGAUCCUCUAGCGUCUGGUUUUGAUGGAGGUGAUGUUUUCAGCAGCAUCUCAGUUAGUGAAGUGCCUAGAUCUGUUCAGAAUUUUGUAGGUUGUAGUGGAGAUUCUCUUGGUGCAGUUCCGGAUGGAAAAGAGAACUCUUCGAAUGUGCCUGUGCAAAUGUCUGCAGACAAUGACUUGUUUGAUAGUUUGGGAUUGGAUCUUAAGCACAGCCAGGGCCAGGAUUGUUGGGAUGAUAUCAUAUUACCAAUAGGGAGCAGCAGCAGAAUGAAUAUGAGUACUGGAAUUUCAGGGUCCAUCUCAGAGUUAGAUGCAAUUUCUAUCACAGGUCCUCAGAAAGGGUUCUUCUCAGAGCUAGGACUUGAACAGUUAUUAGAUGCUGUUGUUGGUAAUGUUAAGUCUGUUGCAAAUCAUAGUUCAGAUGAUCGAUCAUCCACAACUACGGUCACAAGAGCAGGCAGUACCUCAGUGUAUAGUAAUCAAGUUCCAUUGGCAGGUCUUUCUCGUUUGAGUGGAAGCACGGAUGGUUUGCUGCCCGAAUGCAAUUCUGAUAAGACCAUGCAUGGAUCUCAGAAAGAAGCCCUCUCAAAAUCCAUGGUCAGUUCAUGGAUUGAUGGCAGUUACAAUAUUAAUACUGGGAGUGCAGCAGCCUCACAGCAUAAGAAGCCUGAAGAACCUCCAAAGAACACAAGGAAAAGAGCUAGACCUGGGGAAAGUACUCGGCCGAGGCCAAAAGACCGCCAGCAGAUCCAAGAUCGGGUCAAGGAAUUGCGGGAGAUUGUGCCUAACGGUGCAAAGUGUAGCAUUGAUGCUCUGUUGGAUCGCACCAUCAAGCACAUGCUUUUCCUGCAAAGCGUGACGAAAUAUGCAGACAAACUUAAACAAGUCGAUGAGCCAAAGAUGAUUGGCAAGGAGAGUGGUGUUGUCUUAAAAGAUAACUCCAGCGGUAGUGGUGGUCGUGCUACCUGGGCAUUUGAGGUUGAGGGUCAGACCAUGGUAUGCCCAAUUAUAGUUGAGGACCUUAACCCCCCAGGCCAGAUGCUUGUUGAGAUGCUCUGUGAUGAACGGGGAUUCUUUCUUGAGAUAGCAGAUAUAAUUCGUGGGUUUGGGCUGACAAUCUUAAAGGGAGUGAUGGAAGUCCGAGACAAUAAGAUCUGGGCACGGUUUGUGGUCGAGGUGAACAGGGAAGUUACUAGGAUGGAUAUAUUUCUCUCACUGGUUCAACUUCUCCAGCAAACUACAAGUUCUGGCAGCCAGCCGACUAAACCUAUUGAGGGUGGGAUUCCUGUAUUUACCAAUUGUCAGCAAUCUCCCAUGCCAGUUCCAAUCAGCUUAGCUGAUAGAUUGCAGUGAUCGGGCACAUUGAUCUGGUCUGGGACUGCCGCGAGCAGGUACAGUGACAAAUGCCUGCCAUGACUGGCGUUCCUGACUCUCAACUUGAAUAGCUGCUGUCAAGCUUUCAGUUAGUGGAAGCUUCUGGAGAAGAAAGUGGGGUAUGUACAUAAAAGAGUCCUGUUGACGUUUGAACAUGAAUGUGAUGGGAACUAGUGGUGGAGAUGAAGAUAUGACUGGGAGGGAAAUAUUUUCAAAGGAAUGGCUGGGGCUUUUCUUUUGAACAGUUUCCCAUUUGAGGGAAGAAGGGUAAUGAAUCCAUAUGCAUUGUCGCUUUGAGGAGUUGAAGCGGGGUCUGCAAUGGUGACAGCUCAGCAGGGAGACGUGGUGAUCUUGAGAUUGUCUAGUCUAAAGUUGUAAUUGGGUUUCUUUUUUUCUUUUUCUUUCUUUUCUUUCUUUUCUUUUUUGGGUUAAUGGUGUAAAAGGGGGGAAAGAGGGCAAAGGGAGGAACAUUGAGCUUGUUGGGUUUUGGUUCUUUUGAUAACCUGUUUAUAUUAGAUGCUGAUGAUGUUAACCUAUUUUUAGGCUGACUCUCUAUUGGUAGAUGUAACUUUCAUAAUAAAGAUUCACUCUCUCUCUCUCUCUC
Messenger RNA from Magnolia sinica, 3977 nucleotides. RefSeq names its product transcription factor bHLH157-like. The record is from RefSeq and is a predicted model, not a curated record. The transcript has 10 exons. Gene Ontology annotation, molecular function: protein dimerization activity; DNA-binding transcription factor activity. Bases 551 to 3352 code for a protein of 933 amino acids. Gene Ontology annotation, biological process: regulation of DNA-templated transcription. NCBI's taxonomy places the organism in Eukaryota, Viridiplantae, Streptophyta, Magnoliopsida, Magnoliales, Magnoliaceae.